UAUGAUAUGAUAUGAUAUGAUAUGAUAUGGAUGUGUUAGCUGAUCUAAUCCGCACGCGCAGCUAGCGCAGAGCCCGAGUGGACCUGCGGCCGGAAGUGGGGUUAAGGGGUAGAGGCGAGAGAUCAUUGCCAUCUUUUCACUGUAAAUGUGUGCUGUGAGAUGUUGCCAUGUUAGGCGCGGGGAGGAAGUGACCGCUUUACAAAACCGACAUUUAUCGCACAAUAACUGACCAACUUUCCGUGAGGCGCGAGCUGUUCCCUGCGGGAGGGACUCUGUGUUGGGAUCGCAGAGAGAUUAUUUGUUUGAUGUGUAUUAGUUCACUUACUUAUCCGGGACUAAACUCGUUCCUGGUGGUGAGUCUUAGAUACUUUAGUAAUGUGUUGGAGAAGGAAGUCUUUUUACGGGUUCACUAAAAAUUAUAUAUUCUCUGUGCCUGUCUGUCUGUCUGUCUGUCACUCUGUGUCUCUCUGUCUCUCUCUCUGUGUCACUGUGUCUGUCUGUCACUCUGUGUCUGUCUGUCACUCUGUCACUCUGUGUCUGUCUGUCUCUCUGUCACUCUGUCUCUCUGUCUGUCUCUCUGUGUCACUGUGUCUGUCUGUCUGUCACUCUGUCUGUCACUCUGUGUCUGUCUGUCUGUCUGUCUCUCUGUGUCACUCUCUUUCUGUUUGUCUGUCACUCUGUCUCUCUGUGUCUCUCUGUCUCUGUCUCUCUGUCUGUCUCUCUCUCUCUGUGUCACUCUCUGUCUUUCUCUGUGUCACUCUGUCUCUCUAUCACUCUCUGUGUCUCUCUCUGUGUCACUGUCUCUGUCUGUCACUCUGUCUCUCAGUCGCUAUCUCUCUGUCUGUCACUCUGUCUCUCAGUCGCUAUCUCUCUGUCUGUCACUCUGUCUCUCAGUCGCUAUCUCUCUGUCUGUCACUCUGUCUCUCAGUCGCUAUCUCUCUGUCUGUCACUCUGUCUCUCAGUCGCUAUCUCUCUGUCUGUCACUCUGUCUCUCAGUCGCUAUCUCUCUGUCUGUCACUCUGUCUCUCAGUCGCUAUCUCUCUGUCUGUCACUCUGUCUCUCAGUCGCUAUCUCUCUGUCUGUCACUCUGUCUCUCAGUCUAUCUCUCUCUCUGUCACUCUGUCUCUCAGUCUUUAUCUCUCUCUGUCACUCUGUCUCUCAGUCUCUCUGUCUUUCAGUCUUUCUCUGUCACUCACUCUCUGUCUCACUGUCUGUCUCUCUUUGUCACUCACUCUCUGUCUCACUGUCACUCUCUCUCUGUCACUUUCUGUCACUCUGUCUCAGUCUCGGUCACUCUCUGUGUCUCUGUCUCUCUCUCUAGAAGUGAUCUAUUUUACAUGUUUAUUAUGCUUCCCUUUUAGUUCCCUAUGGCUGGGACCAGUGAACUGCUGCUUCUCUCUUCACAAUAGCGCACAGGAAAAGUGUUCCCACCAUUGAUCUGAGUUCAAGCUGCUGUCAGGGAGCAGGAGUCUCUCAUUGUGUCCUUGGGCCUGUUGUGUUAUGAAGAAGGAUGAAGCUGCGGGUGCACUGCGUGGUGGACCCCAUGGGCUGGUUCUGUCUCAGCUCAGUGCUGUUCAUCUGGUUGUACAACACCAUCCUCAUCCCCAAGCUUGUGCUACUGCCACACUAUGCUGAAGGACAUAUACCUGGAGCACUAGUUGUCUGUUACUACCUAGCGUCACUCUUGUGUGUGUCUGCAUUGUUAAGGGCUUCAACGGCAGAUCCAGGACGACUUGCUCAAGACCCCAAAAUCCCCUUAACAGAACGUGAACACUGGGAGCUGUGCAAUAAAUGCAACCUUAUGAGGCCAAAGAGGUCACACCACUGUAGCCGCUGUGGCCACUGUGUACGCCGCAUGGACCACCAUUGUCCCUGGAUUAAUAACUGUGUUGGUGAAGAUAACCACUGGCUCUUUCUUCAGCUGUGUUUCUACACUCAGGUCCUGAGUCUCUACACUCUUGUGUUGGACUUCUGCCAGUACUACUACUUUCAGCCUCUAGUCUCAUUGGACAAGGAGUUCUUUACAGUGCGUCAUGAGUUGGCGCUCUUGCGCGUGUCCUGCUUCAUGGGAUUGAUUAUGUUCGGAGGAAUGAGCAGUCUCUUCUACUCACAGAUCACAGGAAUCCUUUCUGACACAACCACUAUAGAGAAAAUGUCUCACUCUUCAGAAGGGAUCAGUGCUCAUCGGUUGUGGCAGCAGUCGUUGGCCGAGGUGUUUGGCACGCGCUGGAAGCUCCUGUGGUUCCUGCCGUUCCGAAGCAGACGGCCACUGUACCCAAAUUCCUCCUCCCACUUGCACGUGUAGCAAAGCAGAGGCUGGUGCUGAGGACGUGAACCUUCUACUUUACACUCCUUUCUCUUCUCCACUCUGUCGCUUCACUGUGGCCUAACACUUCUGAGGUACCAAAAGUGCAGUCUUCAGGUUUUACUCCGUUAAUGAAGUUGAACACAUUGGAUAUGAUUCCUCGUACUCCACGGCCAAGCUCUUGUUCCUUGGUAUUAUUAGAGUCGACUUUUGAGCUUUGUAGAGUGGUGUUUUUUUUUUUUUUUUUUAAUUUAUACUGAAAGCUUUGUAAACACCAUGCGAAUGUGUGUAUUUAUGAUGUUAGGGAACAUCAGGGUACGACUGAAUUAAAGGGUUUGUUGUUUCCAGGGUAACACUCCGUGACUCAGUGAUUGGCAGGGUGCAGCUUAGUCUGAGAGGUUUUAUCUCUGGCUUAUUGGGGUGGGUGGCUGAUGGCUCUAGAGGUGAGCCAUGACCUCUGGCAAGAGCUAAAGACAAACUCAACACUAACUCUGCUCACAAAUGCUUCGCCAAGCAUCCUGUACCACAAUACUGAAUCCUCAACUUGAAUACUGAUCAAGUGGCAGCACAAAUAUGCAUUCCGUUCAAUCACAGUUUUGCCUCUUGCUUCUUUUACCACAUGAUUUGUGCCUUUUAGAAUAUGUCUGAGAGUUUGGGUAAUUUUAUAUACAUGUUUUGCCAAAUUAUUUAAAAUCGUACGUUGAUGAUAUGGUCAACCUUUAUCCUAAUAUCCUUAGAUUUAUUUUUCUUUUGUUAAGAAUCUUAAGCUUUUUUUUUUUUCAUAUUAAACCUAUGACUCAAAUUGACCAAAAAUAGACCAAAUGCACAAUUUUUAUUAAUAAUACUCGAAAAUAAAUUAACUAUAUUACAGAUAUAUAAACACUCGACACCUAAGGUUUUAAGAAGUUAAUAUUUGUAUUUGUUUGUUUUGUAGUUGUCGUAUGUGAAGUGCCUCCUUAACUCUGUUUCAUUCUGUUGCCAUGAUAUUCCAUUUUUAUUUUUUAUGAAAGCUUUCUUUGGGGAAAGCUGGUAUGGAAAAAAUGCCCACUUCGUAAUAUCGUCAAAACAGAUGCAGUCAACUCCAGAGAAAAUUAUUGGCAACCUUCAAGAUAACGGGCAAACAGUAUUGUAUAAAAUAAAAAUUAUGCACAAAGAUUAUGGAAUCAAUUU
This is a messenger RNA of Neoarius graeffei (lesser salmon catfish), 3475 nucleotides long. It is a transcript of the gene zdhhc21, whose product is annotated as zinc finger DHHC-type palmitoyltransferase 21. The transcript is spliced from 8 exons. Gene Ontology annotation, cellular component: Golgi apparatus; endoplasmic reticulum. Gene Ontology annotation, molecular function: thiosulfate-cyanide sulfurtransferase activity; protein-cysteine S-palmitoyltransferase activity. NCBI's taxonomy places the organism in Eukaryota, Metazoa, Chordata, Actinopteri, Siluriformes, Ariidae. The record is from RefSeq and is a predicted model, not a curated record. Bases 1511 to 2305 code for a protein of 264 amino acids. Gene Ontology annotation, biological process: protein targeting to membrane; peptidyl-L-cysteine S-palmitoylation.